GCUAUAUAAAUAUGCUUAUGCUUGUUUGUAUUUGAGACACUUGUUUAAAUGUUUUUCUUUUUCGUUUUUUUUUUUUUUUUGGUACUGGGAAUUGAACUCAGGACCUUGCACUUGCAAGGCAGGUGUGGUGCCGCUGAGCUAAAUCCCCAGCACCAUUUGAUUAAAUUUUUGUGUCUGAACUACUAUAUUGUCAAAAUAAGCCAUUUUAAUGAAAAUCCUGGAAAAGGCUGGUAACUGGCCGUGGGAAACCCCAUUAGUUCCCUUAGCAUAAGAACGUAUACGUAGUGGGUUUUAAUGGUGGGUUGCUGUCACAUUUCUGAUCCCAAAGAACUCAGUCCUUUGCUCUUCCAGUUGCUAGCAAGCCUCUUAAUUUCUUGGUACCUCACCUUCAUCUUUAGAGCAGGAUGAUCCUAUUAUUAUCACAGUGGGGUGCUUUUUCCUUUCAGUAUACCCAAAGGGAGCAGCAUUUGUAGGCAGCCUGCUUGACAUCUUGACAUUCUGCCUUAGGGGCAGGAGGGGAACCCAUGCUUUCAUGGGCACAGCAGCUCAGGGUACAUGUAGACCCUCACCCCGCAGGUGUGAGGGACACACAGACCUUUCCCAACAGUGACCAACCUGCAUAGAGAAAUGGACCCUAGAUCUUCUGCAUCUAAUUCUUUCUGGUCAUCAGUUCAUUUUUAAGCAAAUUCUUUGAAAGCCUCUGACAGUAACAGUAUAGGAUAUUUAAAGAAAUUAAAGAUUACAGAAAAAAAGCAAAAAUUCCAAAAAGUUGAGAAAGAAUUGUUUUUCAUGUGGUGCUACUCCCAACCUUGUUGCCAUGUGUGAUCUCUUUUCUUCCAGUCUUUCUACCUCUCUCUCAGUCCAUUUACCUUACACAGAGUGAGUCCUCUCUUCAGAAGCUGAGCAGCCAUGACCUGCGCUGAGGAAAAGACUUAUAAGUUUAUCUGCCGCCAUCAUAGUAAUUUUUGCCAUGUUGAUGUUCUGGAGAUUCUUCCUUACCUGCCCUGCCUGACACCCAGUGACCAGGAUCGACUGCGUGCCUCCUACACACGCCUGGGGAACAGAGACACACUGUGGGACCUCUUCAACACCCUCCAGCGGCGGACAGGCUGGGUGGAGUACCUCGUUGGGGCGCUGAGGACCUGUGAGCUGAGUGGGCUCGCUGAUCAAGUGAAUCGUGUGUACCAGAGCUCCCAGCCUGGUGGGACUCCAUCCCAGGCCCCAGGCCCAGUGAAAGCACUGGAAGUUCCUGCUGAGGUUCCAGCAGCCCAUAACUCUGGCACAACCCACAGUGUCCCCCACAAUGGCUACCGAGAGGAGCCAAGUUACCCCUGGCCUGUCCAGGACACCCAGCCACCAGAGUCCCCCAGGGAGAGUUCAGAGCAGGUCCCACAGACAACCAGUUUGGGGGCCAUCCCAAGGAGGCCCAGUGGAUCCUUGGAGCCCUCCUCUGACCUGCCAGCCCUCAGUCCUCUGACCCCCAGCAGGCAUCAGGAGCAGAACCCAAAACUGGGCAGCACACAGGGGACAGGCCCAGUGUCCAGCCCCACAUCACCCAGAGGACCUGUGUCUCCAACUGUCUCCUUCCAGCCCCUGGCCCGUGCCACCCCCAGGGUGAGCCGCUUGCCUGGACCCGCAUGGGCAGCGGCAGCCAUGUCUGUUAGCCCCUCCUUUUCCUCCUCUCCUUCUUCCACUAGCUCGCCUUCUACAGGCAGUGCGGGUAACCAGGCCAGGGCCUCCACCUGCCCCAGUGAGGUACCCACAGAGGUACCCACCAACUCUGUUACUACCAGCUCAGUGCCUUCUCCCACCACUCUGAAGCCUGUGACCACUAUGACCUCCAAAGUGCCUGCUAGCCCGGCACCUGUCAGCAUUGUGCCUUCCAAGGUGCCCACCAGCUUGAAGCCCCCUGGUGCUAAUGUGCUCACCAAUCCAGCACCAUCCAAAUUGCCUAUCAACUCAGCACGUGCUGGCAUAAUGCCAUCCAAAGUGCCUACUAGCAUGGUGUCCACCAAGGCGCCUAACAACACAGUGCUGUCCACUGGGAGCAGCACCAGAGCCAAGGAGAUCGCAGAGGCUCCAGCACCUACAGCUACUAUUGGAGCCAGCUCACCCUGGCCGAAGAGCAGCUCUGGGGACCUACAAUCUUCAUCAGAAAUGAGCAAGCCUGGCGAGCUACAAUCCCAGCAGUACAGCCAACCAUACUCCGGCUGUUCUGCAGACCUCGCCAUCAGCCCCAGCAGCUCCCUGGCCUCAGAGCCUACCCAUGGCCCAGAGGAGAAUGAGUAUGCGUCCUUUGGGAUCCGUGUGGCUGAGGAUCCCAGUGCCAACCUCAUGGCUGUCAACCCUGAGCCUUGCACUGUCUUGCAAGCCCAGAAAGAGGAGAAAGAGACAAAUAUUGGAUGGUCAGUGUCCUGGACUUCCUGGCUUGGAGCAGCUGUGGCAAGUGCCCUCCUGGGUGUGCUCCUGGCGGUGCUGUACCGGCGGCGCUCACUCUAGUGAAACCUUGGCUUACUGCACCAUGCACCUGUGCUGUACCAUGCACCUGUGUCACAGUGCACUUUCUCAGGCUGAGAGGGGCUGGAUCAGAAGGGAGCUCAGGGACUGCAGGCUGGUGGGAGGUUGUGGUCUGGCUUCACCCAACCCUGGGGGCAACCUUUCCAUCUUAGCUCCUGCUCUCUGCUUGUCGCUGAAGCUCUGGGCAGUUCCCAGAACUCGUCCACCUGGCACUGAUGGUUGUCACCCUGCAUGCCCCUCAGUUUUCCCUGACCAGGCCUCAUCCCUGUUUGCCUAAGCCUGAAGAUCAGGAGGUGCCACGAGAGAGCACAUGGGGCGGCAGUUCCCCUUAUCGCACCUGGGCCUCCAAGGCUCAGUUGCAGAUGUGCUGACUGGGGACCCUGUAAGACCUUGCUCCCAUCCACAGCAGCCCAGGCUGAAGCUGGGCACUGGAGCUGGGGAGCAGCUGGGUGGCAGGUCUCCAGGGAGCCAGCUGCUUUGGGUCCCCUGCCCCUCUGGUCCCUCUCCACUGCCAGGCAAUGCUGGAGGGAGGUCUUGAGGUUCAGAGACCUAGAACUCUGAGGCAGCUGCCAGGCUCAAAGAAGACCUCUGGAGCCCCUCUCCAGCACCCUCACCCCCAUUUCUCUCUUUCUAUCUUUCCUGGUCACCAUUCUUUUGGCUUCCUGUACGGGUUUAGGGUAGGAACACUGAGUGGGCAGAGCUCAGGCCAGGUUUAAACUUCAGGUCCACCCUUUCGGGGCUGUGUGGACCUGGCAGACAGUCAGACUUUGGUCUUGUUUCCCCAUGUGGACAGAGUCUCAGCUCUUCCUUCACUAGGUUUUUCUGAGAUUGAAGCAUGCAGCUGUUUGUCCAGGGCCUGGCUCGGGCGUGACUGCCAAGCACCCCUCUCACCUCCCUCUGCCCCUGCCUGAGAAGCAAAGUGCACUGUGAUAAGGGUGCACUCUGCAUCGAGACAGCUUAGCCUGCAUCCUGCUGUGCCUGUCACUAGCUCUGUGGUCUCUGGCAAGGUAUUAACCACUGUGUGCCUCACUUUUCUCAUCUGUUAAAUGGGGGAGAGUAUCUCCUAGUAUUGUCAUGAGGAUUAAAUGAAUUUAUCAAUCUUA
Molecule: messenger RNA, 3620 nt
Organism: Heterocephalus glaber (naked mole-rat)
Lineage: Eukaryota; Metazoa; Chordata; Mammalia; Rodentia; Bathyergidae
Source: RefSeq, a predicted model, not a curated record